AUGGCAUUGAAUAAGGCUGCAUGGCUUCACAAAGCCGGCACUCCAUUGGAAGUUGGUGACGCGCCCAUGCCGAUUCCUGGCCCCAACGAAAUCAUUGUUCAAAACUCCGCGAUUGCCAUCAAUCCACUAGACACCCAUAUGCAGGAUGUUGGAGUCUUCGUGCAGCAAUGGCCCGCCAUCUUUGGCUGCGAUGUGGCUGGCACAGUGUACGAAGUGGGAUCGGAAGUACAGCACUUCAAAAAGGGGGAUCGCGUUAUUGGGCAUGCAGUCAACCUAGUCACUGGAAAGCCUCAGGACGGCGCAUUUGCUCUUUACACAGCUGUACCGGCGGACAAAAGUGCUAUUCUUCCUGACACCAUCCCGUUCACUCAAGGAGUUGUAGUAGCUUUUGCUCUUGAAGCCGCCGUUUGUGCGCUCUCAGUCAGGCAGCCGGGCAUCGCAAUGCCUGGUGUAUCCACCCCUGCUCUCGGCCUGCCGUAUCCAUCACUGGAAACCGCGUCUUCAAACAAAGUUCUCAUUGUUUACGGUGGUUCUUCCUCUGCCGGUUCGAUGACCACGCAGUUAGCAACAGCGGCCGGCAUCACUGUUAUUUCCAUCGCCAGUGAGCAAAACUUUGGCCUCUGCAAGAGCUGUGGCGCGGCCGAGGUUUUCGAUUACCACGAGCCAUCUUUCGUUGAGAAAGUUAUUGCGGCAGCUUCGAAAUACAAGGGAGAAUUCGUGGGCAUCUUUGAUGCUAUUUCCACCCCGGAAACGUAUGCAAACGACCUUGUCAUUCUCAAUGAACUGGGAGGAGUCCAUUUGGCCUGUGUACACCCUCCACCCGAGAAUGUCCCCGAAAAUAUUAAAGCGGGAAUGAUCUUUGCGGUCAACGAUGUCGCUACCCCAGUUUGGAGAGACUAUGUAACGCCAGCAUUGCAGGCGGGCAAACUCAAAUGCCUUCCUCCUCCGACCGUUGUCGGAAAGGGGUUGGAAAAUGUCGAUGAGGCGCUCAAGAAGUGUAAAGCGGGUGUCAGCGGAACGAAGUUGGUGGUGGAACUUUAG
Molecule: messenger RNA, 1041 nt
Organism: Talaromyces atroroseus
Lineage: Eukaryota; Fungi; Ascomycota; Eurotiomycetes; Eurotiales; Trichocomaceae
Exons: 2
Coding region: 1-1041 (346 amino acids)
Molecular function (GO): oxidoreductase activity, acting on NAD(P)H
Source: RefSeq, a predicted model, not a curated record